Messenger RNA from Ipomoea triloba (trilobed morning glory), 2982 nucleotides. RefSeq lists its product as uncharacterized. Bases 205 to 2832 code for a protein of 875 amino acids. Gene Ontology annotation, biological process: L-arabinose metabolic process. NCBI's taxonomy places the organism in Eukaryota, Viridiplantae, Streptophyta, Magnoliopsida, Solanales, Convolvulaceae. The transcript is spliced from 13 exons. Gene Ontology annotation, molecular function: alpha-L-arabinofuranosidase activity. The record is from RefSeq and is a predicted model, not a curated record.
GUGCCUAGGCUGUUUCCAACAGUCACUUCCUUCUUCCUUCACUAUCUUCUUCCCCGGCGCAAUACAGUAAUACACAGCCAAACAAUUCGGAAUCCCAAAAUAGAAUAUCAUACUCUCUUCUGCCUAUGGAUAUAUAAGAGCUCUUGAUUUCUUCUAAAUCCUGUGGAAAGCAUUUAAACAUUUAAAUAAAAGAAAGGGUCUUCGAUGAUGUUGCUGGGAGCAGUUGUUUUUUCUCUUAUCUAUGGGUUUGUUUUGAGUAAGGAAUGUACUAACAUUCCUUCUCAUCUGUCAUCACACACUCUGCGAUAUGAGUUGUUAUCAUCUAACAAUGAAACAUGGAGAGAAGAAAUGUUUGCUCACUACCAUUUGAUUCCGACUGAUGAUUCUGCCUGGUCAAAUUUGCUCCCGAGGAAGAUGUUGAAGGAAGAGGAUGAAUUUGAUUGGGCAAUGAUGUAUCGAAAGAUAAAGAAUUCCGGUCACAAAGGUCUUGGCAAUUUUCUGAAUGAAAUUUCACUCCAUGAUGUGAGAUUGGAUCCCAAUUCAAUAUACGGAAUAGCUCAGCAAACUAACUUGGAGUACUUGUUGUCAUUGGAUGUUGAUAGACUGGUAUGGAGCUUUAGAAAGACUGCUGGUCUGGAAAGUCAUGGACAGCCUUACGGAGGGUGGGAGGCUCCACAUAUUGAGCUUCGCGGUCAUUUUGUAGGGCAUUACCUCAGUGCCUCAGCACAAACUUGGGCUAGUACACACAAUGAGAGUUUGAGAGAGAAAAUGUCAGCUGUUGUUUCUGCAUUAUCUGCUUGCCAACAGAAAAUUGGAUCGGGAUAUUUAUCUGCUUUCCCAUCUGAAUUUUUUGACCGCUUUGAAGCUAUAAAACCAGUAUGGGCACCAUACUAUACAAUUCACAAGAUUUUGGCAGGUCUCUUGGAUCAGUAUACAUUGGCUGGUGAUUCUCAAGCUUUGAAAAUGACAACAUGGAUGGUUGAUUACUUCUAUAAACGUGUACAAAAUGUGAUCGCAAAAUAUACAAUUGAAAGACACUGGAGUUCCUUGAAUGAUGAAGUUGGUGGUAUGAAUGAUGUUCUGUAUAGGCUGUACAGCAUAACAGCUGAACCAAAGCACUUGGUGCUGGCACACCUGUUUGACAAACCAUGUUUUCUAGGUUUGCUAGCUGUUAAGGCUGAUAGCCUGUCAGGUUUUCAUGCAAAUACACAUAUCCCAGUUGUUGUUGGAUCUCAAAUGCGUUAUGAAAUAACUGGUGAUCCAAUUUAUAAGGAAAUUGGGAAGUUUUUCAUGGAUAUUGUUAACUCUUCGCAUGCCUAUGCCACAGGUGGAACAUCAGUCAAUGAAUUGUGGUCAGAUCCAAAGCGGCUGGCCAGCACACUACAGACUGAGAACGAAGAAUCAUGUACAACAUAUAACAUGCUAAAGGUGUCUCGACACUUGUUCAGAUGGACUAAGGAAAUUGCAUAUGCCGAUUAUUAUGAGCGAGCCUUAAUAAAUGGUGUACUCAGCAUCCAGAGAGGAACAGACAUUGGAGUGAUGAUUUAUAUGCUUCCAUUACGCCCUGGUGGUUCCAAAGCCCAUAGCUCUGAUGGAUGGGGUACAAAAUUUGAUUCUUUCUGGUGUUGCUAUGGAACAGGAAUUGAAUCAUUUUCCAAGUUGGGGGAUUCUAUAUACUUUGAAGAGCAAGGAAAUUCUCCAGGAAUCUACAUCAUCCAGUAUAUACCUAGUUCGCUUGAUUGGAAAUUGGGUCAGAUCAAGCUGAGCCAGAUCAUAAAGCCAGUUGCUUCAUGGGAUAAUCACCUUCAUGUGACAAUUCCAGUAACAUCAAAGCAGGAAUCUAGCCCGCCAUCUACAUUAAACUUAAGAAUACCAACUUGGACGUCUGCAGAAGGUGCAAAAGCCACGCUAAAUGGAAAACCUUUGUCUCUGCCACCACCAGGAAACUUCUUAUCAAUCACCAAAAAUUGGACCUCAAGUGAUAUAAUCACCCUUGACCUACCUCUCAGUCUUAGAACUGAGGCCAUUAAAGAUGAUCGUGCAGAAUAUGCGUCUGUACAUGCAAUUCUUUAUGGUCCUUACCUUCUUGCUGGUCUCUCCCGAGGUGAUUGGGAUAUCAAUACAACAUCAGCAGGUUCUCUUUCGGACUGGAUAACUCCAAUCCCAUCUGACUACAACUCUCAUCUGAUUUCUCUUUCCCAAAAGUCUGGAAAUGGAACGUUUGUGCUGGCAAACUCAAACCAAUCAAUAAUUAAAAUGGAGAAAUGCCCAGAAGCCGGAACAGAUUCUGCCAUCAAAUCCACCUUCAGACUCAUAUCAAGACCCACAUCUAAAGUCCUCUCAGAACCCAAAGAACUCAUAGGGCAGUCUGUGAUGCUAGAGCCACUUGAUUACCCAGGAACACUAAUGAAGCAUUGGGGCAAAGACGAAAGCAUAGUAGUCGAAACAUUCUCAGACGAGAGCGGCUCUUCUGAGUUUCGUUUGGUGAGUGGCUUAGACGGUAAGGAUGACACAGUUUCCCUAGAGUCAGAAGACCACGAAGGUUGCUUCAUUUAUAGCGGCGUCGACUAUGAACCCGGUUUAGGUGUCAAGCUUGGGUGCAGUGGUGAAUACCCAGAUGAUGAUGAUGCUUUCAAACAGGCUGCAAGCUUUAAACUGGAAACUGGGAUCACUCAAUAUCAUCCUAUCAGCUUUGUGGCAAAGGGAGGAUCAGAAAGGAACUUCCUUUUGGUUCCAUUAUAUAGUUUGAGAGAUGAAUCUUAUACUGUGUAUUUUAAUAUUCAUGGUAUAGGACUGCCACCUGAAUCUGAGCAUAGGUUGUGGGAUCAUUAACAGGGUAAAUGACCGAUUUACGAAAUCGUGGCCGACCCGUUUUGUAGAUCAGUCGACUUCAUAACAUUACUUUUUGCCUCCCUUGAAGAACUUAAAAUGCUAAUAUUUGCUACGGAGUACUACUUUUACAUUUAAUACUCAUUCUGAAAA